AUGUUGAAGGAAAGCAAGCGCCCAGGAGCUCCCAGAAGGCUUUGGGAGCUUCUGAAACUCCUAGGGCUAUCGCUGGUCUUCACCUAUUGCGUCCUCUGCACGCAAGCAAAAGAUGCAGAGAAGUGGAAUGAGCAAACGCCAGAUUGCCCCCUAAUGGACCCCCGGUGUCUUCUCAAUUUCACUGUCGAGGCCCCCGACUACUUCUAUCGCAGACGACAUGAGGCCCCGGCCUUCCCAAUAUCUGUUCUUCCACAGCCUCAGCAGCGACAGGAGCAGCACAAGUUGCAGCAGCAGCAGCAGCAAAGUAAAUUAAGAGACAGACAGACCUUGGAAAAGAAGGCUUCAGAGAAAAUGUUGACCCAAUCAGAAGUAUUUGAGUUCGCAGUGCGGCGGCUUCAAGGCAUUGGGGGUCUAUUCUCUCAGCGGCAGGGGGGCACUGGUUCAUCCGGGGGGUCUGACGGGGGUGGCGGCCGCCGCCGGCAGCAGCCACAAGGCGCUCUUUCUCUUGAAAUGGCAGAUCCUUUGGACUCCGGUGUUUCUCGGAGCCCUCGACCUUUGCUGGAAAGCAACGGGUUGAUUUGUGAAGACGAUGAAAGAGUGGAGGACUUCGGCGUAAAGUGUCGGCUAAUUGCGCGGUCACUUGGGGGUCGCUUGGGGUGCGAGAAACGUCUUAUUGAUAUAUCCCCAGACGGAAGGCUCCCUGCAAACAUUCCUGCCUUCAGCAGGGUGGCUGACGCUUGCCCCAUGACCUGCGGCCUUUGUGAAGAAUGCGCCCCAGGAUGUGCUCUUUGGUUUCUCGGCAACACCCUCUGCGAUGAAGUCUGCAACAACGCAGCCUGUCAGUUCGACGGAGGAGACUGCUGGAGUGCAGAUUGCGUCGUCGGGCCUUGGGCUGAGUGGUCCCCCUGCAGUGUCACAUGCGGUGGACCCGGCACUGAGCGCAGGCGCAGGGAGGUGAAGAGCAGAGCCAAGCAAGGAGGAGCGCCGUGCCCCAAAUUGGAGGAAACGCGGCAAGGCUGCAACGCUAACGUGCCUUGUCCUAGUCACUGUCAAGUGGGUGCAUGGACGGAGUGGUCGGCUUGCUCCCAGUCAUGUGGACCAGGCAUCAGUGUCCGGGAGCGUCCAGUUUUAAAGGAGCCUGAUGAGGAAGGCGAGGCCCACACUUGCCAAGAGUGCCCCGCGCUGCAACAGGAGCGCCGCUGCUACCUCGCCUCUUGCUCUUCCGACUGCGCGGUAAGCGAGUGGACGGAGUGGUCUGCAUGCGGGGCUCCCUGCGGAGGAGGAAAGCAGACGCGGCAGCGUAGCGUCUUGUCAGCCCCUGUAGCGGAGGGCCAAAGGUGCCCAGAGCUGCUGGAGACGAGAAGCUGUAAUACAUUUUCGUGUGACGGCGGCUGCAACUUGGGAGACUGGGGAGAAUGGAGCGAGUGCAGCAAGCCUUGUGAGGGCGGCACCAAGACCAGAACCCGUACAGUGGAGGCUCUGGAGGCAGAUACGGACUGUCCGCCCAGCACGCAGACCGCCCCAUGCAAUUUACACGACUGCGCUGUUGACUGCGUCGCCUCUGAAUGGAGCGCCUGGACGCCCUGCAACGUCCUCUGUGGGGUGGGGACACAGCGGAGAAUACGCGAGGUGCUGAAGGCACCCAAGGGGGCUGGCGACCCUUGUCCUCCUCUUGAUCAGCUCAGACCCUGUGACCGAGGCCCCUGCAGGGUUGACUGCCUCCUUAGUGAGUGGUCGUCGUGGGGGGAAUGCUCGCAUCCCUGUGGUUUGGGAGAGCAACGAAGGACCCGCCAGGUCUUGCAAGCCCCCUCAGAAACAGGGAGUCCCUGCGGAGCUCUUGAGGAGAUGCGGCCCUGCGGCGGGCAUUGCCCGCCCAAGUGUAUACUCAGCGACUGGACAGAAUGGGCCUCCUGUGGAGCCCUGUGCAUGCAGGCUGGAAACACCAACCCUACCACAACACGCAGCCGAGUGGUGCUGCUGGAGGCCCCCGAUUGCCCGAGCCCCGCGAGCCUGACAGAGUCUGUGCUUUGCUCUUCUCUUGGGUUUCGUUGCGAUGUGGACUGCCAAGUUGGGGCCUGGUCUCAGUGGUCUGCGUGUAGCAGGCCCUGCGGAGGAGGCAUUCGCCGUCGUACCCGCGAAAUAACGCGCGUACCCCAGGGGAACGGCAAAGCGUGCGGAGAUUUGGCUGAGGAGGGGCCUUGUGCCACCACUCCCUGUGAGGCCUUGGAAGGACAAGCAGUGACGGACUGUGUUUGGGGGGAGUGGUCAGCUUACGGGCCUUGUGAUGCCACCUGCGGGCCCGGUAGGCGGCGUUCUACUCGUGUGGUCCUUGCAUUCCCCAAAGAUGCAAGUGGCAGAGUCCUACAGCACCUGUGCCCUGACUCAGAGAGGUUCGAGGCCUGCCAAGGGCCCCCAUGCCCGUUGGACUGCCAAGUGACUGCCUGGGGAGCCUGGAGUAGCUGCACCGCCACUUGCGGCGGCGGCCAGCAACAGCGGCAGCGAUCGGUGGUCAGACAGCCUGCCAACGGAGGCCGAGACUGUCCAAACCUGGCCGAGACACAGAUAUGCGGAUCAUAUCCAUGUCCGACGGACUGUGAGAUGUCCCCUUGGAGUGAAUGGUCAGCGUGCUCUGCUGUUUGUGGAGAGGGAAAGAUAUACCGAUCCCGGCGAAUCCUCUCAGCUGCAUCAGUAGAUCCUCCCGGGUUAUCCUGCGGCCACACACGCGAAGAGGCGGUUUGCUUUUCCCCUGCUGGCCCAUGCCCUUCGGACUGUGUGUUAGGUAACUGGAGUGAGUGGUCAGAAUGCUCAGCUCUUUGUGGGGGCGGCACUCGACAGCGCUUCAGGAGCGUGGAGGCAUUUGAGAUCGGGGGAGGUAGGCCCUGUAGCGGCAGCAAGGAAGACGCAGAGGCUUGCAACUUGCAACCUUGUGAGGCCAACUGCCCAGUGAGCGAAUGGAGCGAGUGGAGCGAGUGCUCAUCGCCUUGUCUCCCGCCAGAUGGCAGCGAAACAACACGGCGUCGCUACAGGGAAAUCCUACGCGAUCCCCCAGCCCUCGCGAGGGGCCUCUGUCCUCCGUUGGAAGAAGUACAAAGGGGAUGCAACGCAGAUAUUCCGUGCCCUGUGGACUGCGCAUACACCCCAUGGACGGACUGGGGAGAGUGCGUGGGAGACUGCGACGUGGGACAUCAGCGAAGAACGCGACGAAUCCUCUCAAACGAACAGUUCGGGGGAGAGCCGUGCACAGAAACAGAACAGACAGCGGACUGUGCCUUGGAUACACCUUGUAUAAAGGAUUGUCUCCUUAGCAGCUGGUCUGAAUGGGGGCACUGCAGCGCCACAUGCGGAGGCGGCUACAAGCAAAGGCGCAGAGAGGUGCUCGAAACCCCUGUGAACGGAGGCGAGCCCUGCGGAUCUCUGGAGGAGUUUGAGCCUUGCGCCGAGUUCAGUUGCUUCGGCUCUGACUGCAAAGUGUCUGAGUGGAGCGAGUGGGGUCCCUGCAGCAAGGAAUGCGGGGGUGGCAUUCACACUCGAGAACGACGUGUUCUGUCUCCUCGCACUGGCCACGGUGCCGACUGCCCUGAGCUGCAGCAGCGCCGCGGCUGUGCCCUUCACCGCUGCCCCGGUGUCCCCUGCGACGACAGCCCUGACGUGCCUCUGCUGACUGGAGUGGAGUGUAAGGUGCUGCUCGCCAUGGGAUGUCAUCGACGGCUGCAGGAGCUAGCCGAGGAAAACAACCAGGUAUUCCCUGAGGACGUGCCCCCUGAGGUGCGGGUAAGCGACGCUUGCCCCAAGACAUGCGGCGUUUGCGCCGAAUGCUCGCCCGGUUGUCAGCUUAGAGACCUUGGAAACAGACACUGUGAUGAGCCCUGCAACAAUGAAGCGUGUCAAAUGGACUUGGGAGACUGCGGGGGUGACUGUGCACUCGGCCAGCUGCCUACAGGGCUUAGGUUAGAGCCCGCUACUUCCAUGAUGACGAAGGGACAGACCCUAAUUGCCAGCUGCGCUGACCCGGACAUGCGGCUGUCUCCUUUCUCUUCUCUAAGGCGCCUGGCGGUCAUUUGUUCAGGCAAAGGGGAAUUCACGCUUGAGCCGCCCGACCUGGCUUUAAAGAGAGACGAAGAAGAUGCCUUAUUGCUCCCUGCGUGCUCCCCAGAUCCGUGUCCCUUUAUUUUGGUCAGCGGCUUCACAGGAGAUGCUGCUGUUUUUAAUGGUGUUUACCUUAGGGGAGACCCGAACGGCAGCAUGCCUAGGUUCCUGCAGGACACACUGAGCCCUACAGCCCAUUUCCUCUGGGCCCAGGAAGCGCCUCCGAAAGGAAACAGACUUAAAAAGCAGCUCAUUUGGCGCAUUACACAAUCCGAUCCCAACACAGGAGCCCCAAACUCUGGUCUCACAGCAGCAGCAACUAGCGGGGAGUGCGCAGCGGAAACUGCUAGGGGAGAUGCCGCUGUCGGAUGUACGGACAGCUGGGAGGUGGGCCGUUCUGGGACAGAAGGCACUAGUAGAACCCAACGUGCCUCAUUUAAAUGUAUUGAUGAAGAAACGCGCAUGGAGAUUGAGGCCCAGCAGCUGGCGCCUGAAAAUUCGGACGAAGAGGAGGCUGUGACACCAGCAGUCCCAGUAACCAUGGUCGCUGGAGUGGAGAUGGUGUGCGAGGACCAGAAAGAAGUUCAGGAGAAGUCUGGUAAAACAUGCGAGGCUCUCAAGAAGAUGCUUAAAUGCGACUUCCUGUUGACUGACGCGGGGGUUGAUCUCCCUUCUUUCUUGCCGCCGGAUGCAACGCUGGCUCUUGCCUGUCCCCAGACCUGUGGCCUCUGCAAGCAGUGCGCUCGAGGCUGCCCUCUGUGGUUUCUUGGUAACAAGCACUGUGACAAAGCCUGCAACGUUGCUUCCUGCCAGUUUGACAGAGGAGACUGCAGUUCCGAAGGUCCGGUGAUCGUUGAUCCCGAGAUAGAGAGGGAAGCCACCGAGGGUGACGAGGAAGAAACAUUCGUGACCGUAGAACCAGUCAAGCCCCAUGAACAGGAGCAGGAAGACGACGAACAAGACCCCGCUAUAGCCUGUGAAGAUGACCCUCAAGUCAAAGCCAUGGGUUUCACUUGUAAGGUCCUCUAUGCUGUCGCACAAGAUACACCGGACGGCUGCAACGCCCGCCUGCAAGACUUAAACCCUGACGAAGCCCUUCCACCUGGAGUGCCUCCCAUUACAAGAGUCAAAGAUGCCUGUCCAAAGACCUGUAGAGCCUGCAAUGACCCUGAUAGAUUGCGGCGCCCUGGAGCUCGCGCAGCAGACUCACAAUCUUGCCAAGACGAUCCGAUGGUGGCAGAGAUGGGUUACAGCUGCAAACUGUUGUUGGCAGUGGCUGAAGAGGAAGGGGAAGGCUGUGAAGCAAGACUCAUAGAUCUCAAGCCCGACCAAACGCUGCCGCCAGGGAUCCCACAACAGACAAGGGUUAAGGAUGCCUGCCCUAAGACGUGCAAUGCAUGCGAUGACCCGACGAGAUUGCAGCGGCCCUCAAGAAGUCCUGGCGCUGCAUGUACGGACUUUGAGUUUGUCGGAGAGGCUGGCUCGUCCUGCAAACUGUUGUUGGCCCUUGCACAGUCCCAGGACCUGGGCGGCUGUUCCGCCCCCCUUUCUUCCUUACUUGAGGAGAAGCAUUGGCCUCAGGGAACGCCAUCAGAUAUUACACUUGCCGACGCGUGUCCCCAUACAUGUGAUUACUGUGAAGAGUCAGUACUAAUGCGCCUGCGGCCCCAUGUGGACGAGGAGCCGAGUUGCCUUGGCGGCUGCUGCGACAACAAACUCGUGGAGCAAGAGACAGGCUACACCUGCCGACAGAUCAAGGAUUUCUUAAACGGGGACUGCUCUGUAGAAUUAGAAUCACUUUCCAGUACGCCACUGCCUCCCGAAGUUCCAAAGGGAGCAACUCUCCGAGAUGCUUGUCCGUACACCUGUGGAGCUUGCCCAGCUCAACAAUGUGUUGACAAUCCAAUGGUGAAACAAAUGGGCUACUCGUGCGAGAUGCUCAUUGCGGCAGCAGAGGGUCGGGGAGGCUGCGAGGCUCUUCUAGCAUCUCUCAGCGGAGACGCUCUCCCAGCCGGGGUCCCUCCUACAACGCGAGUCCGGGAUGCAUGUCUUAAAUCCUGCAACGCCUGCCCUCCCUUGUUUCCUGGGUCUAAUGAAACGGAAGGAACAGCCACAACAGGCGGCGCAGCAGCUGCUACUCACUGCUUUGACGAUGGCCGCCUGCCGCAGUUGGGUUAUUCUUGUGCAAUGCUUCUGGACUUUGCAAGUAAGGGAUGCGAAACAACUCUCGGCGAGCUGCUGCCUCAGUCCUUGUCGCUGCCUAGCCAUCUGCACCGCCACGACAUGAUCAAAGACUUCUGCCCAAAAACAUGCGGGCUUUGUGGAGACCCUCUAGGGGUUGGAGGAACAGCAGACACCGCUGGAAGGAGAAGAAAAUGCAGUAACAAUCCAAUGGUUGAGCGGGCUGGACUCAGUUGCAAUCUUCUCGUUAAGGCAUCUCCACUUGGCUGCAAUGCCAAGCUGGCAGAUCUCAGCGACGACCCGCUUCCCCCUGGGGUCCCUCCGAGCACCACCGUGCGGGAUGCAUGCAUGCUUGAUUGCGGAGGCUGUAUUGACGUCCCCACUUGUUUUGAUGGCUUCCAGAAUGGAGAUGAAGAGGGCAUUGACUGUGGCGGUCGUUGCAGGCCCUGCGCUCCCUGCGAUCCCUCCCCCCUCAAGGCCCUAGGUGAUGGCGUUAUCCAGGAAGGAAGAGGCACCGCUCACGGUGCUACCCGUCGGCUGUCGUGCCGUGCAGAUUUCGUGCGCGUGGCUGGAAGAAACGGAGAAGAAAUCAUCUGCCAGGAUGGAACGUUCAGCAAGCCCAAACUCCGAUGCGAAACCAGAGCUGUCAAUGUCCAGUACAUCAAAGCGUUCAUAAGGAAUGCAGGAGACCUACAGUACGGAGCUGUCCCUGCUUUGUUUGCUGCAUUCUCCUCGGCGCUGAGAGUGCAGCCGCCAGACGAGCUGCGGCUGCUGGCAGUUGGCCUUGAUCGGCGGGAUGGUGGCGGUAGAGCGUCUUUAGUUUGUGAGGAUGACCCUCGUGUUGCCGAAAUGGGUUACAGCUGUUCUAUGAUGGAAGCGUUCUGCGACUCUAAACUACACGACCUGGCUGCAGCCCAGAAAAAGCAGCUUCCAAGCUGGCUUCCAAAGGAAGCAAAGGUCAAGGACGCAUGUAGGAAAACGUGCGGGGCUUGUGAUAGCCGUCGUCGCCUUCAGGCUGUUUCGGGCUCUCCGCUGUCUUCUCUACCAUUGCUUAUCGACGCUGGGGUUGUGUGGACUCGAACAGCUGUGCCAUUUUCAAGCAUGCUGACAGAUGACCUUCCCGAGCGGUUCCUUGCGGCAUUGAAGCAACAGUUUAUACAGCGGGGAGUGACCCUGGUAGAUCCUACGGACAAAUCCCUUGUCUCAGCUGCUACUGCGCUCACGACCCGCCCUUUUGCGUUUGCCAUUGAAGGCGUAGAACAAAGGAAGCUACCUGCAGCCUUAUGGGACGGCGGAUUUGGUUCAUACUCCCCCGCUUCACAUUCCAAGGCUAUUUUUGCAGCAGCUGGGCUCCCCAUACCUUCGUCUCAAUCUCUAGAGCUGCCUCAGCUUCCUGACAGGGAAGGGAAAAGGCCGGGUCCCCCUUUAUAUGCCAUAGUGGAUUACUCAUUCGGAGAAGAGGCUCCAGUGCUCCUGCCCCUCCCACCCGGUGUCAGCAGCCUUCGUGGCGCAUGCUUUGACCCGCUAAGCUACAGAGCUGACGCCAACAGCUGCUGCGGCCUUCAAGAAGAGCUUCAGCUUCUUCUUGACGGACCAUGCGGCGCCUUGCUCUACGGUCGGCGAAUGUCACAAGAAACGGUGGCUGCCUUCUGCGAGAAGCCCGUGGAGGGACGGUAUUGCUGGGCCUCUUUUCUUGCCCGCGUGGACGCUCAUAAACAGCGCGUUGGGGCCGCAUGCAACCUUGUGCAAGCUGUAGAGGCCGUAGCUGAGGCAUGGUGCUACAGGGACCCUAUUGAUGACCCCGGCAAAUACUGCUUCGCCGCAGUUGAAGAGGCACUGGAGGCGGCAGAUCUUCGCGCCUUGGGUUCCAGAACAUCAAGUCAGCUUGAUGAAAUUUGCGGGGAAACUAGCUGCUUUAGAAGCAACCUGAGAUACCUCGAUAAUAUGACAUUGCUCCAAACAGCUUGGCAGCUUCUUUAUGUACCAUCGGAGGAAGCAACGCCAGAGGACUUGUUCGUUUCGUCACCCCAUGUUCCUGGAACCUCUCGAAGGCUCCCCGCAGCCGUAACAGCUCGGCGUCUACACAAUAGAGCGGCAAUAGACUCUAGUGAAGCCAGAAAGGGGUUCUACCAACAUAAUCGCCGCCUCGUAGACGCUCGCGAGAGGGUGCAGCAUCAACUGCAGGCAGCAGCCUCCGCCGCUGCUGUGUUCAGUGGUUUGCAGCAUCACAUUGAGACAAACACUAGAUUGCAGCGGCAAAGAGGCCUCUCGAGCACCAACGGAGCCCCCAGAAGGCGACUAGGUAGCUUGUCGAGGUUCCGGGGACCUCUGACUGACACGCUUGAAGAGGGGCUUAACCUAGUGUGCACUAAAGUCGAGAACGACUACUGUCAACAGACUCUCGUCCUUCUUGCCCAAGAAAGCCCUAUAAGAACCCCGUCUCUACUUUUGGAGCCCUGUGCUAGCCGCUGUUUCGUGCCGCUUACUGGAGCGGUUGGUGCGAUAGUCGAGGCAUACGGAGAAAGGCACAGAGACCCAUGGCACUCUCUGCUGGGCUCCGUUAUGAGAGCCUAUGGGCGGUUCUACUGUGUUAGGAACGAAAGGGGAGAUUUCUGUGGGAGACACUUCUUUGACAGAUACAGAGCUGCUAACCCACACAAAGUUGCUGCCCAGGGGCUAGAGCUGCCGCUUCCUGACUGCCAGUGUCCCCAUUCCUUCCUCCAGGAUGGUCAGUGCGACCCUGAGUGCUUUAAUGAAGCCUGUGGGUGGGACGGUAAGGAUUGUCUCCCUUCAUCAAUGUUUGCUCAACUGCAUGCCGCCGUCUCAUCCCUUGUGGAGCCCACGUGCAGCCUUUACCACCCAGAUUUUGAGUGUGGAACCAAAUGCUUCAAGCAGUACGAGACAGCUAGGGGACUGGGCGGGAGUGGCUGCUGCCUAGGGAUGGGCCUUGAUAUUUUAGGAGCUGUGGCAGCUGCUGAGGCCGCGCAUCCGCUAGGAGAGAUUUCUUGGAAAGCUCGAAGGACUGUAGCCUUUGCAGAACAAGUCUGUGGAGCUUCAGCAGAUCGAACAUGCAGCCUUGGUGAGCCUAGGCCACUGCUCCAUGUUGAGCUACGUGUUGUUGGACUCAAUUCUCACGUCACUUUAACGGAUGCAGGAAAAGUUGAUGAGAUUUUCAGAGCUCUCAGUACAGCCCUCACAAGAAGGGUAGGGCUUGUGGAGAGGGACGUAGCUCGACAUUUCGCUAGGGCAGAUCCACGAGGCGUCACUUUGGAGCUCAUCCUUGACGCUGGAAGGGAGCACGCAGUCAGAGUUGCAAAGCUCUUCCAACAACCAGCUUUGGUAAAAGAUGUGGAAGCCGCCGCGUUGCGACAGCUGGGCCUUGUAUCACUUUCCGCCUACAUGGAUGCAGGAAAUGGCCUCCUUGAUGUGGAAUAUGUCCCAGAUUCUUUGCAAGAGGAGCAAGUAACCUCGCCCGCUGCAGGCCUUGGGCCGUCUCCUCCAAGGAGGGGAGAUGAGGGGCUUCAGGAGCUGCCGCUUAUGAUUCCGUCUGAGCCUUGUAGUGAAGCUUCGUUUACAUCCCUGGCUCCCCGAUACACAGUUCUUGAAAAACCACAAUUGUCAGACAAAGGCGAGCCUGAGGCGGUACUCGUUACAUGCGGUCCCGGUUUCUCCGCAAUAAGAGGAUACGAUGCAGACUCAGACCGAGCUGUUUGCGACAAUGGCAAGUGGGUUCUAGAGAAUGGCCUCGAUUGCCGACGCACUUGCACGAAUCCCCCAGAUGCAGCACUACACCCUAAAGGAGCAUACACGUUCAGCCGACAAGACUCAUCAAUUCGUCAUUUGCAAGCAAGCACAGAGCGACUGGCCCGUUAUGGAGCACCUCCCAGCGGCAAGACACAAAGUGCUCCUCAUGGAAAUGCUCUUUAUGUGAGCUGUGCUGAUGGAUACGCGGCUGGGCGCGGGCUGGAAGGCUCUUGGCUCAAGUGCACUGAUGGCGAGUGGAAGCUGGAAAGGCCUGCCUUUAGCUGCCAUAGGCUCUGCCCUGCAUUUCAGCACCUUGGUGAUGCCUACAUCGUAACAGGAGAGGGACAGCACCAAGGAGACGAACGUGAAGUGUCGUGCAGCCGAGGCUACUAUCCGCAGAGGAGGUCGCAUCGCCUGGUGUGUUCUGAAGGCAGUUGGCCUGCUCUUCCCUUCAGGUGCUCUCGGGCCAUAACUCCUGAUCUCAGGGAGGGAGUUGGAGGCUUUCAAAAGAUCCUGCAGCAAAUGUUCAGUCGAGAAGGCAUUCUUGGUUUUAUCGUGUUCACUAUUCUCGUCCUCGCCGCCACUCUUGUUGUGGUUUUAUGCUGGCUUUUCCGCUGUCGAGGCCGUGCACAUCGUCGGCAGCGGGAAAGAGCAGAAGCUAUGCAAGCCUUAAAAUUGGCCGGCGUGCCGAUGAACGAAUUAGCUGCCGUCGCCAGGGCCCGUCUGUGCAUGCACACUGGCUCAUCGUGCAUGUCUUCUGUGGAGGGCAGCAACUAUGGCUCUUCCGUUCGGUCUCACAAAAAACGCAGGAGCAGGAUAGGAAACCGAAGUGAUUGUAGUGUGACCAACUACCAAGAAAUGGUUGAUUUGAGCCGUCGCAUACCGGCAAGACCCCCCGGAGACGCAGUUGUGCCACCUCCAAGUGAAGGAGGGCCCACAGGGCGCAGCAGCAGCCGAGACCCAGAUGAAUCGACUCCUGUUCCACAGUGGCUUGCAGAAGAACGUGUCCUUCCUGCCCAGGCAGUCUGUAGAGCUACGGACCCCAGAUGCUACUCAGCUGCCCCGGCUACUAUAAGUAGUCUAGGUGGAACUCCAGGAUCCUGCAAUUCCAGCAGUACUUCUGAAAGCCACCCAGUAGCCAAAGUCCGUCACCAAGCGCCACCUCAAUUAGGAGCGCCGUUUGAGAUCUCUUCAGAAGACACAGAUGCAGAGGUUGAGCUAAUGCACACUCGCGACGAGGAAGCAGAAAUCGCAGCUCUUCAUGCCACUAGGGCUGCUGGGGAAGCAGCUGCACAGCAAGGGUUGCCACGCGACGCCACCGGCAACUAA
Molecule: messenger RNA, 11340 nt
Organism: Eimeria necatrix
Lineage: Eukaryota; Apicomplexa; Conoidasida; Eucoccidiorida; Eimeriidae
Product: thrombospondin type 1 domain-containing protein, putative
Exons: 17
Coding region: 1-11340 (3779 amino acids)
Source: RefSeq, a predicted model, not a curated record